ACUUCAGCUUCUGGAGCAUCUCUUCCCCAUCCUUCUUCACUGACCUGGGUGUCUGCAGAGCUGUUCCUCCCACAUAUCCUGACUCCUCUCCAGCUGCAGUCUUGAAACUGCAAGUUUUUUCCCCCCUUCUUAAAUCUGUUAUCCCAGAGGUGCGUAUGAGCUGCGUAAGUCACAUAAAAGCUUUGGACAGAACUGGUUUCCUCACUUUAUGUGCUCUGAUGUGCCCCAGGCAGCUGUGAGAGGAGGAAAAGGAAUGCCAGAAAGACUGAUUCUGUUUUCGCACCCACUUCUGACAUGCAGUUCCCUGCUGCUGACUGCAGCAGCCUGCAUGAAUAGCCAGUGCCACCUCCUGCAGCUUGGAUUCUUGCCUCCCAGCAUAGCACUAGUCAGCAGUCUCAACUUACAAUAAAGCCAAAACUUGCCUCUGCUACAUCCUGAACCUGCUAUAACGAUGCCUGUUACUUAUCUCCUUGUGGCAGUCAGAGUGAAACGCAGAUUUUGUGUCACUGCCACCAACACUGAUCCCCUGUGAGAUAUGGGGCGUGGAAUGACCACAACCAAUGUGGAGGGAACAAGGUGCAGAGUCACAUAGAUCAGCCAAAUUUCUGAGAAAUGUCCAGGCUUGUAUUAAUGCUCUCUCAGCUGGACAGGAAGCAUCUAUGAGACCACGAGGACUAGGACCUACACUUUGCUCAUUACUGAUCUAGCAGCUGAAUCCAUAUAGCAGCCUUUUGUCAUUCUGGAAGAGCAGCUGCUGUGAAUUCAGCACACUGUGAUAUGCUAAAACAUUUCUGGCCUCUCUCUGUUGGUCCUUUCCCUCUGAAGGGCUGGGAGACUACAGCCCUCUGUGUGCCGGGCUGGGCUGAGACUGCCCAGACAGCACAGAGCGGAGGCUGCUUUAGUUCCCCCAUUGCCGAGACCGGCAGAAACAUGACAAACAGAGAAUCUGGCAGGAUCCCACAGCUGCUUUCCUGGCCAUACUGCCUUCCUUUUCCGGAACGCUGCGGCUGCUAGGGACGCAUUUCCCCGGGGUCGGUGCAUCCGCAGGGAAUGCCGACUGGGAUGCCGGGAGACGGCCCCGCCUCUCCAUGGUGACGCGAGAACGCUGCCGUGGCCGGGGAGCCGGGGCAGCGGCAGGGACACCGCCGGGGCCCGGGAGCAGCUCCUCGGGGCUGGACACCUUCCCUGGAAUAAAAAAGCCCCGGGACCCUCCGUCCGUCCGGGGCAGCGCUGAGGGGGGUGAAGCCAAUGGACAAAGAUCACACACCCCCAGACAAUGAGAGAAGCAGUACAGAGGACUGUCUGAAGAAAAAGGAAAAAGCCAAGCGUGUUAUCAAAACUAUCCAGUGGACCACAGGCAACAACUUCACAGUGGAGAGAGGGCGACAGCAGAUUGAAGAGCUCAUUUCUACAUGGGACAUUCAUGAAAGCUGGCUUCACCACUCAGAAUUUCUUGAGGAAGAAGAACUGAAGGACAGCAAGAGGUACCAUUACAGAGCUUGCUGGGGCAUCCCAACACGCAGAAAACCCAUCCCACGAGCAACAGCAAGCGUCUACUUUGUUAUAGUGAUCUCCAAACUCAAACCUGACACCUCGCCUGUGGAGGUUUUCUUCAGACUGGAGUCCAGCAGGCUGAUUCGCAGGCCAGAAGAGUGUCAGUUUAGAGAAAAGUGGCUUCAGGACAUUAUUGAAAAUAAAAUAAUCCUCAUAGAAAGACUUAGUUCCCAAUGAGCAGCUCCAAUUCACCAUCACCAAUGCUCCGUUUUGGAGAACCAAAUAAACACAAUGAAGAAAGAAA
This is a messenger RNA of Pseudopipra pipra, 1798 nucleotides long. RefSeq names its product A-kinase anchoring protein 14 (gene AKAP14). NCBI's taxonomy places the organism in Eukaryota, Metazoa, Chordata, Aves, Passeriformes, Pipridae. Bases 1249 to 1731 code for a protein of 160 amino acids. The record is from RefSeq and is a predicted model, not a curated record. Gene Ontology annotation, molecular function: protein kinase A regulatory subunit binding. The transcript has 6 exons. Gene Ontology annotation, cellular component: cAMP-dependent protein kinase complex.